AUGACUGAAACAAAAACUUCAAAGAUACAAAAGAUUGUCAUCGUGGGAGCAGGUCCUUCUGGAUUGAUCCUCGCUUUGCUUUUGGGGCAGAAAGGGAUCUCCGUGGACGUCUUGGACGCGUCUACGAAACUGGACGAACAACCUAGAGCGACCCAUUACAAUUCCCCAGCCACCCACGUCCUACAACGUGCCGGUGUGCUGGACGAGAUCCGAGCGAGGGGUGUCAUCUCGGACCGCAUCACCUGGAGGAAACCAGAUGGAGAACUCUUGGCGGCGUUGGACCUCAACUCCAUUCCGGAGGAGAGCCCUCAAAGAAUGGUGGCGUUGCCACUGAACCAAGUCAGCACGAUCGUGGUUCGACACCUCGAGUCGAUCCCGUCGGUCAAAAUCAAGUGGUCUCACAACGUCGUGGACGUCGGGCAGGAUGACAAAACCGCCUGGGUCGAUGUCGAAACCGCAGACGGCAAAAAGAGGGUGGAAGCCGAUUACAUUGUUGGGUGCGACGGUGCCAACAGCAAGGUUCGCCGCGCCUCGCAGGGUGACAUGAACUUCCCUGGCAGGACGUGGGAUGAACAGAUCGUGGCGACCAACGUAUAUUACGACUUUCAUCAAUUUGGCUGGGACGAUGCAAACUUCAUCAUCCAUCCGGAACACUGGUUCAUGGCUUCCAGGAUCAGCACAGACGGACUCUGGAGGGUCUCUUACGGAGAAGUACCCGGGCUCACUCGAGAAGAAUAUCUCGAGCGUCAGCCGUGGAAGUAUGAAACCAUGCUCCCCGGACAUCCGAAACCAGACCAAUACAAGAUUACCAACAUCAGCCCUUACAAGAUCCACCAACGGUGCGCCGAGAAGAUGAGAGUGGGAAGGUUCCUCCUCGCUGCAGAUGCCGCACAUUUAUGUAAUCCCUUCGGCGGACUCGGCUUGACAGGUGGAUUGGCCGAUGUCGACAGUCUCUUCGACUGCUUGAUGGGAAUCCACACGGGCCAAGCGGAUGACUCGAUACUGGAUAAAUACGACGAAGUGAGACGUGAUAUGUGGCAUAAAUUCAUUGAUGUCGUCUCUAGCGACAACCUUCGCCGUCUCAACGGUCAGAACCCAGACAAGGCUUUGGAGAAUGACACUGUUCUUCAGAAACUCAAGGAGUCUGAGAAAAAUCCCGAGAUCGCUGCACAAAUACAGCUGAGUGGAAACAUGAUACUGCGCGACUUCACACAGGAUUAUACUGUCCCUAAUGUGUCGGUUUAA
Molecule: messenger RNA, 1245 nt
Organism: Exophiala oligosperma
Lineage: Eukaryota; Fungi; Ascomycota; Eurotiomycetes; Chaetothyriales; Herpotrichiellaceae
Exons: 5
Coding region: 1-1245 (414 amino acids)
Biological process (GO): 3-(3-hydroxy)phenylpropionate catabolic process
Molecular function (GO): 3-(3-hydroxyphenyl)propionate hydroxylase activity; FAD binding
Source: RefSeq, a predicted model, not a curated record